Orussus abietinus is the source of this 3063-nucleotide messenger RNA. It is a transcript of the gene NTPase, whose product is annotated as ectonucleoside triphosphate diphosphohydrolase 5. Gene Ontology annotation, molecular function: UDP phosphatase activity; GDP phosphatase activity. The coding region runs from base 903 to 2363 and encodes 486 amino acids. Gene Ontology annotation, cellular component: membrane. The transcript is spliced from 4 exons. Lineage: Eukaryota; Metazoa; Arthropoda; Insecta; Hymenoptera; Orussidae. The record is from RefSeq and is a predicted model, not a curated record. Gene Ontology annotation, biological process: nucleoside diphosphate catabolic process.
AACGGUGAUUAGCGUUCGAGAAUGUUCUCGAUUAUUAAAAAUCGAUACAAAAGAUCUUCCGCGCUUCGGGCUAAAACGUGCGAGGCGACACGUGAGCAUCGAAAUCGAACCGAUAAAAACGGCCGAGCAAAUGAUAGGUUAGGAAUUAAUUGUUCCGAGAACCUGCGUGAAACCGUUUAAUUUGACAAAUUGUAAUCGCGUUAAAAAAACCAUGGCCUUGGAAACGCUGAAAAAAAUAUUCAGUAUUAAGUAAAGCGCAUGGAAUACUACUCGGAGAAUUUAUAAAUAGCUCAAGAACAAUUGCGAGCUUUGUAACGUGACUGAUUUUAUUAUGAAACCCUAUCCCGAGAUAACAUUUCUCGGAACUCGAUCUCGAAAAACCCUCUUUCACCAUUUACGUAAAAAAGAGGUUUUUCUCGUAGGAUAUUUUGCUUUAAGCUUCCUGUUUCAAGGCAUGCAUUAUCAAUAGUCAGUAGCCUUGACAACCACUUUACCGAUAAAAUGCCGCGGUGCAUGAAAUGUGAAAAGGUUUUCCUUAUGCGGAUAUUAAGUCAAUUGCUGGAUGAUAAGCACAUUUCGCUUACCUGCUCGAAACAAUAAAAUAAUGAGGGGGAUCUUAGUUUCAUUAGAAUUGACAUUUUAUUCGUUGAGAAGAAUUCGAUUUCCCAACUGUUUUUCCAAAGGACAAACGGAACAAACCGGGAUUUAUCGGAAACAAAAACCUAGUGUCAAUUCACUCCACGUAUUGGUAAUACUGCAUCGGUAUCACCCAGCAAUCCGAUAAUCCGAUGUGUUUAAUUCACGCCACGAUGAUAGAGCAUUGUGAAGUGUAAACGAGUGAUUUUUCGUCAUAAUCCUUAUCCCAAGGUCGAUCGGUUAGGUGUCAUCGAGCCCGGAGAUAAAUGCGAUACACGCAAGUGAGCAGCUCAAACGCAAUAUAUCGUCUUGGGCAGAAAAGGUUACAGUCGCACAAUGGUAGCUUACACGACAAUGAUGUGGCAUCGCACUCGAAGAAAGGAAGCGGUCAACCUGGCAGAAGAUACUUGGGAGCAGCGGUAGUGUUAAGCAUACUGUUUCUUGGCUAUAUAGCAAUCUCGAACGACGUCAAACCUGUUCGCAUGGGAAAAAGUGCCAUCGACACGUUGGCUUUUUCAUUCAACUUUCAAAAGCCCUUCUACGUGGUUGUGAUAGACGCUGGCUCAACUGCCAGUCGUGUGAUAGCAUUCAAUUUCCACGAAUCUAUCUUAAAUGGUAAGCCAAUACUCGAUGGUGAAUUAUUCCACCAGAUAAAACCAGGCUUAAGUUCGUUCGCCGACAAGCCUAGCGAAGGAGCUAAAACGUUGCAAGCAUUACUGGAGAAGGCGAAGACUGUUGUACCUAAGUCGGAGUGGUCGCGUACCCCACUAGUCAUGAAAGCAACUGCAGGCCUCAGAUUGUUACCAGAUCAUAAGGCGAAUAGCUUAUUAAAAGAAUGUAGACAAUUAUUCGAGACCUCUGGCUUCUUGGUCACAAAGAACUCUGUGUCCAUAAUGGAGGGCACUGAUGAGGGCAUUUUCUCUUGGUUCACUGUCAAUUAUUUAUUGGACAAACUUGGCUCCCAUAGCUCCGAAGAGACAGUGGCGGCUUUAGACCUAGGAGGAGGUUCUACGCAAAUCACUUUUGCUCCUGCUGAGGAGCACAUCAAGAGAGAAAAAAGGCAUAUCUAUUCCAUUAAUGCUUUCAGUCAUAAUAUGAGUGUCUAUACGCACAGUUACUUAGGAAUGGGCCUGAUGGCCGCUAGGAAAGAAAUUUUAACUUAUAAUAUUAGUCAAGAGGAACUGAACAACCAUGACCUUGUAGAAGUGAGAUCAGAGUGUGUGAACCCUAUUGUAUCGACCGAAUGGAACUAUGGAGGUCAUAAUUAUUUAGUAAAGGGGCCGAUAAAUGGAAUGCACAAAAUUGUCAAGACACAAAAUUUUGCUGGCACCGACGAAGACAGACCCGUAGUUCGAUUUCCGGAGUGUCUCAAAAUUGUGAAGAGCUAUAUUGAGAAGAUCAAGGAGAAGCCACUGAAUCUAAAAUCACACGAUAUUUAUGCUUUCUCGUACUACUUUGACCGAGCUACCGAGGUGGGUUUCAUAGAUCCAUUUUCUGGAGGGAUUAUCACCCCGGAUGCUUUUCUAAAAGCUGCAAUGGACACGUGUGACUAUCCUAAUACAGAUCAACCAUUUAUGUGCCUGGACUUGACCUUUAUUUAUGUGUUGCUACGAGAUGGCUUCCAUCUAGAACCAACAACUAAAUUAAACCUGUACAAAAAGAUAAAUGGUCACGAGAUAAGUUGGGCAUUGGGUGCUGCAUUUAAUGUACUUCAAAAUGGACUCUGAUGGCGCUAUAAUAUAGGCUGAAAUAAUAGACAAUUGAAUAGGACUUGUAAAAUCACAAAAUUUAUAAUUUCUAUAGUGGGUAUCGCACUUCUUUUCGCAAUAUUCAUGGAACUUCCAAGAUGAUUUCAAGGUCCUAUGAUAAGAAUGUCAAUUACACGAGGUUUUAAAACCAAAGGUUCAUAUACACAAAUGCAGAAGACAAUUGCAUGUAAGUUAGAAACCUAUCAAGACGGGGAGAUAUUUUUUUACUUCUCUGUGCUUUGCAUAUCGAUGUUAAAUAUUAAUGUAUUGAGUAGCGAUGCCAAGGAAAUGAUAUUACCUACAUUGUACAGUAGGCUCACAAAAUAUGUAAGAUCCGAGCGUGUACAUGUACUAGACUAAAGUGUUAAGUAUUUUUCUUUGACGUUAUCUGUACACUGCUUUUUAGAUAAGUCUUGUGUAAGGCCCUUAUCGCUUAUGUGCAUCGCAUAUAGGUAGAUGCAGCCAGAAAUCAGAUACACAUCGAUCCUUAGUGCCUUUCAAAGCACAAUGCUGUGUAAUAGAUUAGACAUUCCAUGUGAAACGUGACGUAUCGUACAAACAUGCACAAUUGUAGGAUCUCAUUAGAUGGGAUAAACUAUCGCUUUUAAAUUCCAUUUUAUUACCGAUGACUACCCUCAAAAGACCACUUUUAAUAAAAUAAAUGUUCUCUGCUAUUAAA